This is a messenger RNA of Enterobius vermicularis (human pinworm), 165 nucleotides long. Lineage: Eukaryota; Metazoa; Nematoda; Chromadorea; Rhabditida; Oxyuridae. The record is from the annotation of a GenBank genome assembly.
AUGGAUAAAGUUGGACCAAAUGGAUAUACAGAUUGUCCGAGAAGAAAGUUUUUGUGUAACGAUCCGGUUUACUACCAAUAUAUGAGUUAUCAGUGUCCGAAGUCUUGUAGCCGUUGUUGGUUUGCCAACAGGAGUAAUGUCAUGGAGCAGUACGGUCGCUGCUGA